ACUAAUUUCAUUGGAACUUGCAGGACAAACGUCUUGAUGUUUCCUGCUUCGAGCUACCCCUUGACAGACGCUCAGAAUGGCAGUAGAAAGUACAGGCUGUGACUUUGAAUUUUCCUCCUAAAUAAUUGAGUCAAACUCACCGGAUUUUGCUACAUUUUUUACUGACACAUUCCUUUGCCUUCAGCGCAACACGCCAUUGGAGUUAGUUGGAUUAAAAACCCGACAAAAUAAGCAGUCAACCAUGAUGAGGAUGGUUCAGUUGUCCACGUGAGCUCUGUCCAGGACCGGACGCUGUGGAAGGGUGCUGGGAGGCUUGACCUCUGACCUACGCUUUGACCUCAAACCUCUGAACUCUGACUGCUCCAGUUCAGGAUGGAGGAGCAGUCCAGCUUCCCCAAUGUCAGCAUCCCCUGCUACAACGAGCAGAGGGACAAGAAGAAGCGCUACACUGUUUACAAAGUGAUGGUCAACGUAGGAAGACAUGAGUGGUUUGUCUUCAGGCGAUACGCAGAGUUUGACAAGCUCUACAACACAUUGAGGAAACAGUUUCCAUCUUUGAACUUGAAAAUCCCAGCCAAGAGAAUAUUUGGGGACAACUUUGACCCAGAGUUUAUCAAGCAAAGAAGAACAGGUUUACAUGAGUUCAUUCAGAGACUGGUCUCACAUCCUCAGCUCAGUAUCCAGCCUGAUGUCAGAGCAUUCCUGCAGAUGGACAAAUCUCAAAACCUCUCAGACGCAUCGGAGGACGAAGAUGACAAGAACAGCUCUACCUCCAGAAAUAUUAACCUGGGACCGUCUGGAAAUCCACAUGCAAAGCCCACAGACUUUGACUUUCUCAAAGUCAUCGGAAAGGGGAGCUUUGGAAAGGUUCUCCUUGCAAAACGGAAACUGGACGGGAAGUAUUACGCAAUCAAGGUCCUGCAGAAAAGGGUCAUUCUCAACAGGAGAGAGCAAAAACACAUCAUGGCGGAGCGCAACGUGCUACUGAAGAAUGUAAAACACCCAUUCCUGGUCGGCUUGCAUUAUUCCUUCCAGACGACAGACAAGUUGUACUUCGUCUUGGAUUUCGUCAACGGGGGAGAACUUUUCUUCCAUCUUCAAAAAGAACGGACCUUUCCAGAACCCAGAGCCAAGUUCUACAUCGCAGAAAUGGCAAGCGCACUGGGCUAUCUGCAUUCUCUCAACAUAGUUUACAGGGACUUGAAACCAGAAAAUAUCCUUCUCGACUUUGAAGGACAUAUAGUUUUGACGGACUUCGGAUUGUGCAAGGAAGGCAUUUCCCAAGCCGAGACGACAAGCACAUUUUGUGGGACACCUGAGUACCUAGCUCCAGAGGUCCUGAGGAAACAACCAUAUGACAACACAGUGGACUGGUGGUGUCUAGGAUCAGUGCUCUAUGAAAUGCUCUUUGGCCUGCCUCCGUUCUACAGCAGAGACACCCAUGAGAUGUAUGACAACAUCCUCCACAAGCCCCUGAUGAUGCGUCCCGGAGCGUCCAACACGGCCUGGUCCCUCCUGCAGGCUCUACUGGAGAAGGACGGCACACACAGACUGGGCUCCAGAGACGACUUUAAUGAGAUCAAAGCACAUAACUUCUUCUCUGCGAUCAAGUGGGAUGACCUGGAACAGAGAAAGGUUCCACCUCCAUUCACUCCCAAUGUGAAUUCUCCUUACGACAUCACAAACUUUGAUCCAGAAUUCACAGAUGAGACCAUUCCAAACUCUGUGUGCUAUACUGAACAUGCCAUAGUCAAUGCCAGUGUAAUGGAGGCUGAUGAUGCCUUCCUAGGUUUCUCCUACGCACCCCCCUCAGACGACUCCUUCCUAUGAAAGACUUGCUGUGAGGACCUGCCCCAGAGUUCUGGGAAAUUGCCUUAACCAGGGCUCUACGCUAACUUUUUUUUUUUUUUUUUACAAGGAGCACGUGUGCACCUAAGUUGAAAAAUGUAGGUGCACACAAAGAAAUGUAGGACCACAUUGAAAAAUAUUUGAGGUAAGAAAGCUAGAAUCCUUAAUUAUUCUAGGCGCACUGGUGCUCCUAAAUAAAAAUUCCAUGUCGCACAGCAAGAUCUUAAGGCACAUAUGCGAUCAAAAUGGAUGCACUGUAGAGCCUUGGCCUUAACCCAGUAUUAUUCUAUCCUGGUCCUGGAAAUCUAUAGGAUAUGCAGGAUUUGUUCCAGCCCAGUAGCUUGUUGAUUAGUGUAUUUAGGUGUGUUAGUGCUAUGCUGGAACAAAGCCUGCACACCCUGUGGGUCUCCAGGAUCAGGACUGAAAAACACUGCCUUAACCUGUCCUAAAUAUUUUGAAUAAAAGGGAAGAAUUUAUAUUGUGGAUGAACCCGUUUUGAGAAAAGCCAAAGUGAGCAGAAGUUGUGAUCAGACAGCACUUAUGAAAAGGGUUUGAGCUGCAGACUGUGUCAAAAAACUUUAUUUUUACCUAAUGAUAUUUAUAUAACAAAUUAUAUUUUUAAGAAAUGUCGGCCAUCUUUCUUUCUUGACACAUGUAUUGGUUGUUGGCUCAUGUCCAUUUUGGUUCUUUGUUUGAAGAAACGAGGACAUUCAGUGUGGUGUUGUCAGGUUGGGGUGGG
Molecule: messenger RNA, 2587 nt
Organism: Salvelinus sp. IW2-2015
Lineage: Eukaryota; Metazoa; Chordata; Actinopteri; Salmoniformes; Salmonidae
Gene: sgk3
Product: serum/glucocorticoid regulated kinase family member 3
Biological process (GO): protein phosphorylation
Cellular component (GO): nucleus; cytoplasm
Molecular function (GO): protein serine/threonine kinase activity; ATP binding; phosphatidylinositol binding
Source: RefSeq, a predicted model, not a curated record